AUGUUCAUUUUCCUUCGCCUUCUUUCUUUCUUUCUUUCUUUCUUUCUUUCUUUCUUUCUUUCUUUCUUUCUUCUUGCCUUCACUCUCUCCUCUUUCUUUCUUUCUUUCUUUCUUUCUUUCUUUCUUUCUUUUCUCUUUUCUUUCUUAUCUUUCCUAGUGUUUCUUCCAUCCUCUCUUCACUUUCUUCUCUCUUCUUUCCUCUUUCUUUCUUCUCUCUUUCUUUCUUCUCUCUUUUAUUUACUUUCUUCUCUCUUCUCUUUCUUUUCUCUUCUCUUUCUUUUUUCUUCCCCCUUUCUGUUAGAACUAUUUUUUUCUACAUUUUCUUUUCUUUCACGUUCUAAAUCAUUUUUUAAAAUGGUUCCCCCUUGCUUCCAACCACAUUUUUCUUCUUCUUUUUUUCCGCUUUCUCUUCUCCUCCCUCCCUUUUCGUUCUGUUCUCUCCCCACUCUUUCACUUUUUUCUUCUCUUCCUUUAUACCGAUUUCCUUUUCCCUCCCUUCUCUGUCAUCUUUCCUUUCGCUUUCCCGUCUCUCUUGCAUUUUCUUCCCACUCUCUUACUUUUCUCUUGUUUUUCCUUCUCUCUCUUCCACCCUAA
This is a messenger RNA of Acanthosepion pharaonis, 594 nucleotides long. NCBI's taxonomy places the organism in Eukaryota, Metazoa, Mollusca, Cephalopoda, Sepiida, Sepiidae. The record is from the annotation of a GenBank genome assembly.